Molecule: messenger RNA, 475 nt
Organism: Myotis davidii
Lineage: Eukaryota; Metazoa; Chordata; Mammalia; Chiroptera; Vespertilionidae
Product: DNA polymerase theta-like
Exons: 2
Coding region: 107-475 (122 amino acids)
Source: RefSeq, a predicted model, not a curated record
GACCCGGCGGGAAGAUGACAGGCACACCUGUCACUGGGCCGGGUUUCUCCCGAAGGGGAGGACGCUGGAACUGUGGCUGUCGCUGAACAGCCAGGAGGGGUUCGCGAUGAGUCUCCCGCGCCGGGGUGGGAAGCGGCGGCGUUCAACAUCAGACUCGGACUCCUUCUUGGGAAGCAGCGCUGACCGCAGUGACAGCCGCCUGCUGCCCUCGGAGCCGGUGCUGAGCCCGCCCGCCGGCCUGGGGCGCAGCUGGAAGGACAGUGACCGCCGCGUGGCCGCAGCAGCAGGGGAAUGCAAGCAAACAGUUCCUGAUGAUCAAAUAGACAAGCUGCUGUUGGCAAAUUGGGGACUUCCUACAGCGGUUCUGGAGAAAUACCACAAUUUCGGUGUAAAAAAGAUGUUUAAAUGGCAGGCAGAGUGUCUUUUGCUUGGAGAGGUUCUGGAAGGAAAGAAUUUAGUCUAUUCAGGUAUUUAA